Molecule: messenger RNA, 1398 nt
Organism: Andrographis paniculata
Lineage: Eukaryota; Viridiplantae; Streptophyta; Magnoliopsida; Lamiales; Acanthaceae
Exons: 5
Coding region: 1-1398 (465 amino acids)
Source: RefSeq, a predicted model, not a curated record
AUGUCGAGAUCUGAUCGCACAGGAAACUUGAUUUUCGACCCCAAGAUUGAGAAGACUGUGCAUCGAUUAAGAAAAGAAACUAAGGAGCGUCGUAAAAAAUAUUUAGCUUUAGAAUCAUCUAGCGAUUUGAGUUCUGACGAGUUGGAGCUAGAAGAAAAGAUGGAUCAUAGGACACCAAGGGAGCUGGCAGCCCCUAACUUGACCCAACAGCAUCUCUGCAUCACAUAUCCGAUGGUAUACGAUGCUGCAGAAGAUUGGCUAUUCAAUCUACCUGCCGGAAACGUGACUACAUGGACUGACAUGAAGAAAAAGUUUCUCGAAAAGAGAAUCAUAGACGCAUCAAGUGGAGGGGGCUUGAUGAAUAAAACUCCUAGAGACGCGUGGGACUUACUGAACAAUAUGGCAAUGAACUCACAACAGUUCGGACCAAGAGAAGCAGUAGCAGUUAAAGAAGCAAGCGAGGGAAGGCACAAGUUAAGGCUUGUGGGAUCUAUGCAAGUUCAGAACAUCCUACUGAUAUUUCUGAACUUAAAGUAUGGGAAUCAACAAGCUAACUUUGGAGAUUAUUCUAGAGAAUUCCCAACACCUAACCACCCUCCACAACCCCCUCAAACGGUUCCGAGUAAUUCUUUAAAGGAUAUGAUGAAAACUAUGGCGUCUAACAUGUUGCAAUUUCAACAGGAAACUCGGAAUAGCAUAAGGAACUUGGAAGAACAAGUAAGUCAAAUACCGAAUGAGAUGUGCGAGAUUAAGUCAAGAGAAAAAGGCAGAUUGCCUUCACAACCUGACGCCAAUCCGAGGAAUGUGAGCUCAAUUGUUAUACAAAAUGGAAAAGAUGCGGAAGUAUUAAAGAUUGGAGUUCCAAAAGACAAGAAUGAGGAAGAUAUUGAGAAAGAAAUAGAGCAAGUCGCCACUGAAACAUCGAACAAGGUAACUUUCGAUACACCUACUAAUACUAAAACUAAUGUUGCACUGUUUCCUUACAGGUUGGCGAAACCAAAGAAGAAUGACAAAAAUAAAGAGAUGAUGGAAAUUUUUCGAAAGUUGGAAUUGAACAUACCCUUACUAGAUGCGAUCAAGCAAGUACCGAAGUAUGCAAAAUUUCUUAAGGAUCUUUGUGCGAACAAGAAGCGACUACGUAGAGACGAAUACAUUAUUGCUGGCGAGAGCGUAUCUGUCGUUUUACAACAUAAGCUUCCUCCUAAAUAUGGAGAUCCAGGUAUGUUCUCAGUUCCUUGUAAAAUAGGUAAGUUGGAGAUUAAACGAGCAAUGCUAGAUUUAGGAGCUGCUAUUAAUGUGAUGCCUAAGUCUAUUUAUAAGUUUUUGAACAUUGGGCCUUUAAAAAAAACUGAAAUUAUUAUACAAUUAGCCGAUAGGACAAAUGCUUAUCCUGAAUGA